This is a messenger RNA of Paramuricea clavata, 747 nucleotides long. NCBI's taxonomy places the organism in Eukaryota, Metazoa, Cnidaria, Anthozoa, Malacalcyonacea, Plexauridae. The record is from the annotation of a GenBank genome assembly.
AUGAGGACAAGGUUAUUCACACUGAGAACAAGGUUCCUCACCUUGAGGAGAAGGUUCUCUCACUCUGAGGAAAAGAUUCUUCACUCUUAUGACAAGGUUCUUCACUCUGAGGACAAGGUUCUUCAUUCUGAGGGCAAGUUUCUUCACUCUGAGGACAAGGUUAUUCACACUGAGGACAAGGUUCUUCACCUUGAGGACAAGAUUCCUCACACUGAGGACAAAGUUGCUGACACUGAGAACAAGGUUCCUCAGUCUGAGGAGAAGGUUCUCCACUCUGGGGACAAGGUUCUUCACUCUGACGACAAGGUUCCUCACUCUGAGGACAAGUUUCUUCACUCUGAGGACAAGAUUCCUCACUCUGAGGACAAAUUUCGUCACUCCGAGGACAAGGUUCUUCACUCUGAGGACAAGGUUCCUCAUUUUGAGGACAAGGUUCCUCAAACUGAAGACAAAGUUGCUGACACUGAGGACAAGGUCUCUCAGUCUGAGGAAAAGGUUCUUCACACUGGGGACAAGGUUCUUCACACUGAGGACAAGGUUCUUCACUCUGAGGACAAGGUUCCCCACACUGACGACAAGGUUCUUCAAUCUGAGGACAAGGUUCCUAACUUUGAGGACAAGGUUCUUCAAUCUGAGGACAAGGUUCCUCACACUGUGGACAAGGUUCUUCACUCUGAGGACGAGGGUCUUCACUCUGAGGACAAGUUUCCUCACUCGGAGGACAAUUUUCUUCACUCUGAGGACGAG